Ziziphus jujuba (common jujube) is the source of this 1701-nucleotide messenger RNA. RefSeq lists its product as uncharacterized. Lineage: Eukaryota; Viridiplantae; Streptophyta; Magnoliopsida; Rosales; Rhamnaceae. The transcript is spliced from 5 exons. The record is from RefSeq and is a predicted model, not a curated record. The coding region runs from base 518 to 1405 and encodes 295 amino acids. Gene Ontology annotation, molecular function: ubiquitin binding.
CAUAUUCCAACGGGUCCUUCAUCCGACGAAGCCGUCACUGGAUCAUCAUCAUCAUCAUCACCAUCAUCCUCUUGGACCGGUGGGCUUGUUUUUGGCCUUGCCAGCAAAUGCCAUGCCAAACACCACAUUCUCUCUCUCUCUCUUUUCCCUCGAACCAAACAGAAAACCCUAAAUUCAUUUAAUCCGAUUCGAUUUUAUUUUAAUUUCUUUCUGAAGCCGUAAUUAAUCCGAUUGUUUAGAUUUUCGAUUGCCGGCGAAAAUUCGAUUUGUUUUUGGAUUUGGGGAGGGGGAGAAAAUUUGCUGAUCAGAAAGCUGUUGUCGGGGUUGUAAUUUUCGAUUUCGAUUAAUAAUUUUCAUUUUUGCCCCGAGAUAAAACGUAAUUCGUAGGAGGAUCGGGAAUCGAAACGGUGCGGUUGCAUGAAAAGCACGACGGAGAAGGAGGAUUGGAGUGCGGAUCGAGCGCUGAGAGAGUAGAGGUGGGGGAGGUAAAGAGCCACCGAGCAGACGGAGGCGAAACAUGUCUGCCAUAGUGUGCGGUAAGAGAUCCAUAUUUGAAGACCUUCCUACCACUCCUUCUGUUUCCAAGAGAAUUCGCUGCUCUUCUUCCCCUUCUGCUUCCUCUCCUCCUCCUCCGUCUUCUUCUUCUUCUUCUUCGCCAGCUCGCUUUUCUCCUCCGAGGUCUUUCCCUGCCUCCGCCUCUGCCUCUGCCUUCGCUUCUCCAUCGCAAUCGUCGCGCCUCAUCGACCAUCUCAGGGCUCUUUUCCCGGACAUGGACGGACAGGUUCUGGAAAGAGCACUGGAAGAAUGUGGAGAUGAUUUGGAUUCUGCUAUUAGAAGUUUGAAUGAGCUUCGAUUAGGAACUGUUGAUCGAAAAGCUGGUUCUGUUGCUGGCACAUCUGAUAUACCAUCAUCAGCAGAAGCUAACCUUCAACUCCAAUCCCAAGGUGUAGUUACAAAUAAUGGAGAAAUCGGUGACAAUAAUCUUCCCAACGAUGGUGCAGACUGGGUGGAGCUCUUUGUUAGAGAAAUGAUGAGCGCCUCCAACAUGGAUGAUGCCAAAACUCGUGCAUCAAGAGUGCUUGAGGUUUUGGAGAAGUCCAUCUGUGCACGUGCAAGUGCAGAAGCAGCACAAAGCUUCCACCAGGAAAAUGCGAUGCUGAAGGAACAAGUGGAAGCACUCAUACAGGAAAAUGCAAUUCUGAAGCGUGCUGUGUCAAUUCAGCAUGAGCGUCAGAAAGAGUUUGAAGAUAAUGGCCAAGAAUUGCAGCGACUGAAGCAACUGUUGUCUCAGUACCAAGAGCAGUUGAGAACGUUGGAGGUCAACAACUAUGCACUUACAGUGCACCUUAAGCAGGCUCAGCAAAGCAACUCCAUCCCUGGGCGCUUCCACCCUGAUGUUUUCUGAUGAUUUGCUUCAGUCGACUCUUGACCGUUAUUGUUUUCUAAUGAACUGGAGGUCCCAGGCCGGCCCAACUUUAUUUGUGACCAUAGGGAAAAAAACAAAAAAAAGAAGAAGAAGAAGAAAACCUUAGACAGCAAUUUUUAUAAAUAAUACUGAUUAAUGUAUGUUUAUGAUAUAUUCUUUUUUUUUUCUUUUUUUUCUUUUUUUAAUAUAGAGAUUAUGCUUUCGGCUCUAAUGUCAAAUUUUAUUUUAUUUAUUAUUAUUUUUUUAAUAUAACAGAAAGGAAGAUUUUAGCAACA